Umbelopsis ramanniana AG is the source of this 2196-nucleotide messenger RNA. RefSeq lists its product as uncharacterized. Gene Ontology annotation, cellular component: plasma membrane. The transcript is spliced from 10 exons. Lineage: Eukaryota; Fungi; Mucoromycota; Umbelopsidomycetes; Umbelopsidales; Umbelopsidaceae. The coding region runs from base 43 to 2046 and encodes 667 amino acids. The record is from RefSeq and is a predicted model, not a curated record. Gene Ontology annotation, biological process: urea transmembrane transport. Gene Ontology annotation, molecular function: urea transmembrane transporter activity.
UUCACAUUUGUUUGUCAAAAACUUUCAAUUGAACAAGAAAAAAUGGCUGUUCUCUCGCAGGGUGUAGGCUAUGGAGUAGUCCUUGGCAUUGGAGCUCUCUUUGCUGUGUGUAUGAGUCUUGUCACAAAGGCAUUGCACCGAUACUUGAAUGAAAACCAGCAAUCAUCAGAAAUGUACAUGACGGCUCAAAGAACCGUAAAAAUGGGUCUCACUGCUAGUGCUAUUGUUAGCGCUUGGACUUGGGCUGCUACACUAUUGCAAAGUACCUCUAUGGCAUACAAAUACGGUAUCUCUGGUUCUUUCUGGUAUGCCGCUGGUGCUACUGUUCAAGUCUUGCUAUUCGCAGUAUUGGCUAUUGAACUGAAGAAGCGUGCUCCUAAUGCACACACCUUCUUGGAAAUCGUCUAUGCUCGUUACGGCAAAGCUACUCAUAUUAUCUAUUUGUGUUUUGCCUUAGCCACCAAUAUUGUUGUUUCUGCUAUGCUUCUGCUGGGUGGAAGUGCGGUAGUCUCUUAUUUGACGGAUAUGAACGUCAUUGCUGCCUGCUUUUUGCUGCCUUUAGGUGUCAUCGUUUACACACUCUUUGGUGGCAUCAAAGCCACUUUCCUCACUGAUUAUGCGCAUACCACCGUCAUUUUUAUUAUCAUCAUUGCAUUCACCAUGACUGUGUACGCUACAUCACCAUUGAUUGGAAGUCCCAGCAAAAUGUACGAUAUGUUGGUUGAAUCGGCACAAAAGAACCCUAUUCCUGACAAUGCCCAAGGUUCACUCUUAACCAUGUCAUCAUUGGGAGCUUUAGUUUUUGGCAUUAUCAACAUUUGUGGCAACACCUCCACUGUUGGUGUCGAUCAAGCAUACUGGCAACGAGCUAUCGCUUCCCAUCCUCAAUAUGCUGUCAAGGCUUACUUAAUGGGCGGUCUUGCUUGGUUCGCUAUUCCCUUCGGUCUCGCUACUUGCAUUGGUCUUGCUGGCCGCGCUCUCCAAAUCGAUAUCAGUGCUUCUGAUGUAAGCGCUGGAUUGGUCUUGCCUGAUGUCGCUGCUCGUUUGAUGGGACCAGCCGGAGCAUUUGCCAGUUUGAUCUUAGUGUUCAUGGCUGUCACCAGUGCCUCGUCUGCUGAAUUGAUUGCUGUCUCUUCUCUUUUGACCUACGACGUUUUCCGCACCUAUAUUCGUCCUGGUGCUUCUGGAAAGGCUGUCAUUCGUUUCUCUCACUCCAUUGUCAUUGGCUUUGGAUUUUUUAUGAGUGUGUUGGCUGUCAUUUUGAAGCAGACCGGCGUAGAUCUUGGCUACCUGUACACGUUGAUGGGUGUCCUGUUGUGCCCUGCUGUAGCUCCCUUGAUGUGCACUCUUCUUUGGUCUAAGCAAAGUAGGCUUGCUGCCAUGGUUUCUCCCAUCCUUGGCCUUGCUUGUGGUCUCGUUGCUUGGUUGGUCACUGCCAAAGGUAUCUAUGGCGAAAUCACCUUGGCUUCCACGUCUGGUAACUACCCCAUGUUGGCUGGUAACCUUGCUUCAAUUAUUGUUCCUAUCCCAUGCUUAUUGAUCUUGACCUGGAUCAAGCCUGAAAAUUUUGACUGGGAAAGCACCAAGAAAAUUGAACAGAUUGCCGACGACGAAAAUGUUCACGAUGAGUCGACUGCUAUUGACAUUGAACCCAAGCCUGUUGUUGCCACUGAGCCCAAACUAACUCCCGAAGAGGAAUUAAUCAGUCUCAACAAGGCAUCUCGUUUUGCCAAACUAUCCAGCGUAGUGUUAACACUAGCUUUGGUCAUCUUGUGGCCACUCCCCAUGUAUGGCUCUCAAUAUGUGUUCUCUCGAGAGUUCUUCACCGGCUGGGUGGUGGUCAGCUGUAUCUGGAUCUUCUGCAGUACCCUUGCUGUGGCCAUUUAUCCCGUAUUUGAAUCUCGCGCAUCCAUUGCUGUGGUAUUCCGUGGCAUUUAUCGAGAUUUGACCGGUAAAGGAAAGACGUCUGCUGAUUCUUCACCCACCGCCAGCAGCAUCAAAUCAGCCGGCGACCAAACUGAAGUCAUUGUCGCUGAAAAGCAGUAAAAAUCUCUAUUCAAUUGAUUCGUAAUGAUGCUCCCUCUAUAAUUUCUGUAACCAUGUGUAUUUCACUAUUCUCUGUACAAAACCUCUGUAACUUAUCAGCCAGAUGGGUGAUAAUCUUAUAAAAAUAAAAAUAUUCGUCAUCGCCAACAU